AUGGAGCCAUCAAAAAAGGGUCCCGUCUCCAACACUCUGGUGUUUUCAUUAAUAGCUUUAUCCUUUGCUCUUUGUUUCGUGGCACUGAUCCACGUCGAGAUCGAGCUUCACGCUCAUCGACAAAUGCUUCAAGUUUUGACUCAACAGAGAGAGGAAAAUGUCCACUCACUACGUACUGUGGACGAUAAACUGAUUGCUUCUGUGAUGCCAGUUAGUUAGCCUAGUAAAGGUGAGUGUUUUCAGUAGUGUCUUGUUUUUUCUUUGUUCGGAGAUUUUCGAGACGUUCUUUCGAGAACUCAAUUUCUGAUUGCAUUAUAUGACUUGCGACUGAGGUCUUUCGUCAGAGAAACAAACAUUCUACCAACAUGCACAAUAAAAUCAUUAACACAGUUUUACUGGUUCCGGUAGACAACCCCGGGGUAGAGAACUCAAAAGUUGAAUGCUCUAUCAUAAUAUUUAGAAGCGACUACCUAGAGUAUUGUCGCGUACGUCAUAUCGAAGUCUUCCGGUUCGGCUCAAAAUCCUCAUGCACAAUUUUAAAUGAAGUUGCUCAAUGUUAUUUGUGAUAAAAAUAUUUAGCCUGCAGUGCAAGAUUCCUCGGGGAGAGGGGGUGCGUAAGCACUAAAAUUCAGUUAGUAUGUGCAGUUUUAAAGCACGAGUCUGGGAGGGAGUCGUAGUAUCUCCUCAUUUUGCUCCGUAGUGUGGACUUCAAUACGUAGUGCCAAAACGCGGGAGGAGGAGGGAGGGAGAGGGGGGAAAGAAAAACAAAGAAAGGAGGAAGCCUCUGAGUCCCCUUUCCGUCUAUCCCUUAGCUCCAGCUCUUCCGCCAAGACAAGUGAUGGUAAAGGGCAGUUUCUUACUUUCGAAACUUGAUCAAAGACUAUUCACCACUUUCUCAUAACCAACAGUCGCCCAAAUGAUUUAUUUAGAUGUUUUAAAAAUAUUUUUGUUGAGAAACAAAACAAGUGAUGGAAUCCGAAUCAAGAAUGAUAAUAUAUUAUCACAACACUGUUCGUUAACAAACAGGAACCAAACAGAGACCGAACGACAGAGUCUAAAUUUCUAUCAAAUUGUUUUUGAAAAGAGUAUAGCUGGCUGCUUUUAGAGUCUAAUUCAGGGGGAUGAUUGUAAUUUUGUAACGGCUGUCUUGUCUGUUUUGAGCCGGUGAUACUGGGUAUGGUGCUACUAUAGAAACUUUGGUGUGUAAGGCGGUGAGGACAAGGUGGAGUUAGAGUUAACACAAAUCUUCUCUUCUGUUGCAGAUACACAUAGUCGUCAGAAACGAUACUCAGAAAAUAGAAAUAAGAAAUCUAACGUCAGUGUUAUCAUUACUCAUGAGGACCUCAAUAGGGAAGUUCAGCUGGCCUUGAAUAGAUUGCUCUGCAAGGCGCAUUGCCCGAGGGGGAUCAGAGGAAAAAGAGGCAGGCCCGGUCCCCCCGGCAAACACGGACCAGCCGGACCCCAGGGACCACAGGGGCCUAAAGGUGCUCAAGGAGAUCAGGGGCCUCCUGGACCUGAAGGCGAUCAAGGCCGUCCAGGACCCAAGGGCGAUCCUGGUGAAUCUAUCACAGCCCCUUCUAUUGUGUCACCUCCGGUGUCCAUCGUGGUCAACGAAACCGGUAUAGUGUCACUGCAGUGUGAGGUUAAAGGAAAUCCAACACCUCAACUCACGUGGCUAAAGGAAAACUCCAGCCUUCCCGUGGAUAAAAGAAUCGUGCGAACAAGUGGUGGACUGGUGAUUCGAGAUGUGGCAUCUAGGGAUGGCGGAGUGUAUACGUGCAAAGCAAGUAACAUUCUUGGCGUGGCGACAUCAUCGGCCAAGUUAACUGUCCAAGGUGAUAAUUCGAGGGGCUCGGGGUGGGGGUGAUAAUCCAAUGCUAUAAUAAGAGCUAUAAAAAUUUUCGCUUAUUAUACCAGUCAAAUUGUAAACUGUUAUUUCACGCUGUGGAGUUAGGGAUAUUCGUAUUCAGACUGUAGCAAAUUUUACCAAUUUAAAAGCUCGGCAAAACGUGCUGCGUAAUUUUCCUGUUGACGAACUGCCAACAUGCACAUAAUAUUGUCCUUUGGUCUUACGAAGAGCUUCCUAAUACAUAACGUUUUAGUCAUAUGAAGGAUAGUGCAUAUGCUCAUCGCCGCUUUAAGAGCGGACCAUUAGAAAAGUUAUGGCGGGGGUGAGAAGGUUUUGAGCUGCACGAAUACAGUCAAAUCUCUAUUCAGGGGACACCCUUGCAACCGAGUGUUCUUUGAAUAGAGGCUGGGGUUUGUUAAUAAUUAACCAACAACGAAAACAUACAGAAAUCAUCAUUAACUUAUCUCUCAGACUUUAUAUGUUGGCCGACAAGGUGCUUACCCAGGUUCUUAUCACAUCAAUUUAAAUUUUAUCAAUUUCACUUACAUAGCUAAGUUUUUGAAAGCUUCCACAUUUGUGAUUAGUGCAAACCUGAAGAUAUCAACCCUCUUUGUGGUCAGUCACUUUUUGAGUGCUAAGGUGUCCUCUGAGUGGAGGUUAAACUUGGGUUUUGGGACCCAGAAAAAGUGUUCCUUUUCCCUGAAUAGAGGUUUCCCUUCAAGAGAGGUAUUUCUAGAUACAAAGAAUAUGUGGGUGUUUUUCCGGGACCAAAGUUUGUGUCCCUUGAAUAGAGGUGUCAAUUACUAGAGGUGUCCCAAAUAAAGGAGAGGUUCCACUGUAUUUUUUCGUUAGAAUAUCUCUUAUUUCCUUCGUUAAUUUUCUCUUCAAUGAAUAAAUCUUUCUGUACUUCGCCCCAGCCCCCCACCCCUUUUAUAACUUUUCUAAUGGUCCGUUCCUUAUCGCAUUUGCGUUAAGCUGCGCGUGUGGGGUGACUUCGGACUUGCCUUAGUAAGGCAAGCGGCGUACUGUAAGCACUAAACUGCGAAGAGGCGUGGCAGAGGGUAAGUGAACGGUGAAACGUCUUUUGCCUUUUUAUCAACCCCUAGCGUGUUAACUUUUGAAUAAUUCUUUUUUCUUACUUUUAGAAAACUCUACGAAGGAGAGAGAAAUAUUUUGUUAACUUAGAGCAAUUCAAAUGGUGUAAGAGUUUAUCUCGCAAUAAAAGCUGUCUUAAGUUAGAGAAAGAGGAUGUUUUUAACCCUCAAGAAAACCGGGGGAUAGGCUGUUCAAAACUGUUUUUUUUUUAUUGCAGUGGGAGCCUUAAUUAUUCAAAGGCCGUUAUCUGUAAUGGUUGAAGAAGGAGAGAACAUCACCCUGCAGUGUAAAACUAGUGGUGUACCUAUACCGAUUGUCACGUGGCAAAAAGCGUUUAGCCGGGUACCAAAGAAGAAAACGGCAGUGGAAAAUGGGAGCCUUACAAUACUCAAAGUAGAAAAAGCAGAUGGCGGGACGUAUGCGUGUAGUGCAAAGAAUCUCCUUGGACAUGAUUCCGCAAUCGCACAGGUGACUGUGAUUGACAGGCUCAAGUUUACCCUGACUCCACCCCUUAAAGCUGUUGUCUUGGUGUCUUGCAUGUUGAUGUUGAACUGUGAAGCUCAGGGUGCAAUAGAAAUUGACUGGACUAGAGUGGGAAAGCAUCUUUCACAAAAUCACGUUCUUUACCCAAAUGGUACUUUGCUUCUUACAAACAUUUCACCAAAUGAUGCAGGAUCCUACACGUGA
Porites evermanni is the source of this 3631-nucleotide messenger RNA. The record is from the annotation of a GenBank genome assembly. NCBI's taxonomy places the organism in Eukaryota, Metazoa, Cnidaria, Anthozoa, Scleractinia, Poritidae.